GCGGGCCGGCGGGACGGAGGGAGAGGUCCGGCUGGUGCGCCGCGGGGCAGGCCCUGUGAAGGGGGGCGGAGCCCGAAUAGAGAUCACGGCGCCUGGUGGCCACCGCGAGGCCGGAGCGACGGGCUUGGGGAGAGAGUUGGAGCCGGAGCCACGGGAGCCGCCGGGCCUCAGCCAUGUCCUACUGCCGGCAGGAAGGAAAGGACCGGAUUAUUUUUGUGACCAAAGAAGACCAUGAAACGCCAAGCAACGCUGAGCUGGUAGCAGAUGAUCCCAAUGAUCCAUACGAAGACCAUGGCUUGAUACUGCCCAACGGAGACAUUAACUGGAACUGCCCGUGCCUCGGUGGGAUGGCCAGCGGUCCCUGUGGGGAGCAAUUCAAGUCAGCCUUCUCCUGUUUCCAUUACAGUACAGAGGAAGUCAAAGGCUCAGACUGUGUGGAUCAGUUCCGGGCCAUGCAGGAAUGCAUGCAGAAAUACCCGGACCUUUAUCCCCAGGAGGAGGAAGAAGACGAGAAGGCGGCUGAGGCUGAGGCUGAGGCCGAGGCUGAGGAGGGCGAGGGCAAGGGCAGAGCGGGGGCCGCCACGGCGGCUGUGGCAGCUGUGACCAAAGAGGGAUCGAGCUAAUGAAGACAGAUGGAGGCACCCGUCUCCUGUCUUUCUCCCUUUCAGAGAGGCAUGGACCUUAUGCAAAAUGUCUCUUUGGGGGUCUUCACAGAAAAUCUCUUCCCUUUUAAUGUCUUGUGCACUGCAUAUGAAAUAACUUAUUUGGAUGGGCAGGGGCCUCAACCCUGUGACACAAACACUGAAAAAGAUGGGGGUUCUCUGUGUGUGUCCGUGUGAGUACCUGUGUGUGUAUAUGUGUGUGUCUGUGUGUGUGUGGACCGUGUAAACCUCUCAGCGGAUAUAGCUGCUGCUUUUGAAUUCUUCCUCGUCCAGAGCACCCGAGUCUCACCAGUUCAUUUGAAAUAACGUAUUUAAGGCUUCUCAGCAAUGCCCCAAACCACUGCUCUUCAGGUGCAGGCUGGAGGGUAGGUGUUCUGUGGAUUCACUUAUUUUUAUUUUUUUUUUUUUUUUGCGUGUAGUUCAUAGUCCUCUUAGGACUUAUGCAAAAAAAAGAAAAAAAUAUAUAUAUAUAUCUCCAAGAGGAAGAACCAUUUUCUGAGAUGAUUGAUUUUCAAGAGAUAAUCUCGAACUUCUAUUGUGCAGAGGUACUGAUUCAUGAAACAUUUACAUCAGGAAUAGAGAGAGAUUAAAUAUUGCCAAUAGGUUCUGGAAAAGAAAUGGCUUGAGUGGAUUUGGGUUUUUUAUUUUUAAUUUAUGCAUUGAGCUCUGGUUCUCACAUAUUUUGAAAGUGAAGCUAUGUGGGUACAUCAGGCAUGCCUCUCUGAUUCUACUUACAAAGCAAAUGUGAAAAAUGGUUAUCACGUCCUUUCCUGUUGAGAACCCCUUGGUUGAGGGUCCCUUUGUUAAUGCCUGUUCCAUCUUUACCAGUUCAUACAAAAUGCCCUUGGGAGGUGGAGACUGAGCUGUUACCUGGAGUAACAAUCUUAGAGAAAAUAGUGUGACUUCAAGUGCACAUUAAACAGAAAAAAAUGAUUUUUA
Gracilinanus agilis (Agile Gracile Mouse Opossum) is the source of this 1601-nucleotide messenger RNA. RefSeq names its product coiled-coil-helix-coiled-coil-helix domain containing 4 (gene CHCHD4). Bases 174 to 623 code for a protein of 149 amino acids. Gene Ontology annotation, biological process: protein import into mitochondrial intermembrane space. Gene Ontology annotation, molecular function: protein-disulfide reductase activity. The record is from RefSeq and is a predicted model, not a curated record. Lineage: Eukaryota; Metazoa; Chordata; Mammalia; Didelphimorphia; Didelphidae. The transcript has 3 exons. Gene Ontology annotation, cellular component: mitochondrial intermembrane space.